AAGACUCAAAUGACCCUAGUGCACUUGAAGAUUUUGCAGAGGAGAAUUCCGACGUAUGGGACGAUAGCGCAUUAAUAACUGCCUGGGACGAUGCUGUUAAGGAAUACCAAUCAUUUCAUAGUAUCAAAAGUGAAAAAACACCAAAGGUCGGAUCUUCUGAAAAGCAAACUAAAAAAAAAGUUGUGGCUACUUCUUCUGAAAAGCAAACUAAAAAAGUUGAGGCUACUUCCUCUAAAGAUCAAACACAAAAAGAAGGGAUCAAAGAUUCAUCAAUAGAAGAACCUGAUCAUACACAAAAUACGUAUUAUAAUUAUGGCUCUGAUGCUUAUUCAGCUUACGGAUGGUAUAACAAUUAUUACCCUCCACCACCGCCACCGCCUCAAUUUUAUCAUCAUAUUCCACCGCCAAUGGAUCCCAAUUCAUAUUAUAGACCGUCAAAACCACAAACUGUUGUUCCGCCACCGAUGAUAGAUGAUGAAGCAUUGAGUAAUUUAUUGAUGUCGUGGUACUAUUCUGGUUAUUAUACUGGAUUAUUUCAAGUAAAUAAUUGGAGAGCUUUUUAA
Molecule: messenger RNA, 563 nt
Organism: Scutellospora calospora
Lineage: Eukaryota; Fungi; Glomeromycota; Glomeromycetes; Diversisporales; Gigasporaceae
Source: the annotation of a GenBank genome assembly